GCCGAGGUAAACAACAACCACCUCCACCAUCACUACCCAAACCUCAAUCAUCAUUGUUGUCGACCAACUCACUUCUUUGUUGUCAUUGUCACUAUCAGCACGGCCUUACUGCUUUUUCCCUCCCUCUCCUCCUCCACUUCUUCCCCGCUCUGCUCUUCCCCGGGUUUCUAUCCUGCUUGUCCUAUUCUCUCCAGAUCCCUGACAACGGAAGAAGAUAAGAUCGACUGAGCCUGCAUCUGUCUAAUCGCGUGCCAAAAGAGGAAGUGAGCAGGUGUUGCAAGUGGGUAGAGGCGCAAGUGGAUGGAUGCAGUAAAGCAGUGGGGGUAGUUAGGAUGACAGAUCGCGCCCUUGGAGACUGCACCGUCCAGAUCCCGACCGACAACCGCAUAGCCGUAGCCGUGAUGGGAGCCGAUGCGAUUGAGACCGAUCGCCAGCUUGAACGAUCCCUUCAGUCCCUGUGCGCCGACCACCACGUGGCCUAUCGCAUAUCUCCUCGUCGCAAGCAUGCGCGUACCAUCAGCGACUCGACCGCCGACGAUGAAUCCGAGUUCUCGUCCGACAGUUCCGGCCGAUUCGACGACGCCGAGGAAGCAGAUUAUCCUCUGCGAGCGCAGAGCCGUUCCCCGUCCGUCCACUCAGCGAAGCGACGUCGGUCCAACGAGUGGCCGCUGCAACUGACGGACGGUGAGGAAGCUGCUGCUCCCAUACCACAGGAUGAUGUCCACGGAGCUGCGAGUGCUAGCAAUAAGACGGGAGGUCAUCGCAAGCCGUUUCAGACUGCCGAAGGCAAGCUCUCAAGCUCUCCGCGGAGCUCGAUGGGGUCCAGUCGGUUCGGCCGCCAGAAUGGCUUGUCUAGUCGGGGCCGACGGUCGCGCUUUGUCGAGGGAACGAUGAGCGACAGCGUGAGCGAGAAACCACCAAGUAUUUUCCUGCGCGAUGAUGCACGCCACAAUGGGAGUGGCCCGGCACCGCAACGAGGAUCGGGUAUUUUUCGAUUUGGGAAGGCGAUCGCGUCCGCGUUCAAUCCCUUUGGCGUGUGGGGGUGGAAGGGCAAUGCGGAGGCCACCAAGCAGCCGGAAGAUCCGCUUGCUCAGGCGGAGAAAGCCUACGCGGAGCUCAAGCGCUCCGGGUACAAGGGAACGAAUAAGGGCAGCUACAUACGGAGCUUGGAUGGCGAAUCGGGGGUUCCCGCAAAAUCCUGGAAUCCCAUUCCAGAGCCAGCAACUUACCCGCCCGUGGUGCACCAUUCGAGGCAGAACUCGUGUGAAGGACAUGAGUCCGGAGGCUCCAUUCGGUCCUCGUUUCAGGAGCUGCGCAAAGCCAAGUCAUCCUUGGGGAUUCCUCAUAUCAGACGUUUGGACUCCAACAAGUUGCCCUCCGAAGAACAACCGGAGGGUGCGGAAGUGCGACGACAGAAGUCUCGCAAAGAGCUCCAGCGACAGGCCAAGCUGAUGAAGCGCGUCAGUGACCUGGAGCUCAAGCUACAAAGAGCUCGUCGGGAACUGCGCGACUUGGUGGGCGAGGAAGAGAAGGAGGUGCUGGCACCGACUCCCUUUCCUGACAAACCAUACUCCCGCAAGUUCGUCCCUGGAGCACUUCCCUCGUUGCCGUCCGAGCGGUUGCUGCACGAUAAUAGCCGGCCGACAUCCCCGAUCUCCCCUCGAGCCGUAUCGACACCUUUGAUCUCCCUGGCGGAGAAUGUCCACCAAAACGAGCCUGCGGAAGCGCAGUACAGAACCACGCCAAACAAGCAAAUAGCCGGAGCACAGCAGCAACAAUCUGGUAUGACGCCGCGCACACCCAAAGAGUCCCAGCCCCAGGGCCCCCAGCCCCAAUCGUCUUUGACCGCAGACAGUCCCUCGCUCAAACGCAAAUCGCCAAACCCUGCAUCAGUGAAAAAGUCCCAGUCUGAAUCGAAGCAACCCAUGGACGACCGCCACCAUUAUCACGCAGCAAGCAGUACACCCACUCCCCGCAAGCCCAAACUCCCCAAAAUGGGCCCCGGUGAUAGCCCCGGAUCCGUUGAGCGGAAGCAGUCCGGCACCGGUCGUUCACCCAAUACCACCAGUGAAGAGCGUGGUCGCCGGCGCUCCACGCCUCUCCAAUCAUCGCCCAACAACCCCCGAUCCCCUUCAGUAGCGGCAGCGCGCAGACGAGCCUCGAAUUCCAGGAACCGCGCUCCGCCGUCUCAGCCAAGCCUGCGUAUGAAGAAAGGCCGCCCGGAUCUGCGGUCGGUUAGUGCAGGCGAGAGCCUACUGCUACUGAGCCCGGAAGAGGCGGAGGGCCCCAACAAGGAGAAUCAACAGGCGCAACUGCAGCAGUAUAGCAGUAGCACCGCGCUAGUGAAGUCGGAUCUCUCCGAGGAACUGGUCAUGGCCACAGCUCUGACGACCGGGGAAGGGAUGGCAAGCCCCAGUCCCAGUCCGUCUCCGAGUAAGAAGAAGUCCACGCGGUACGAUUACAUCCCGCCCGUGCCACCGCUGCCGAAGAAUCUGUCCGCGACGGCCGCGAAGGUCGAUCGACGCCUUGCGAAGGAGAUGGGCAAAAAACGGGAGGCGAGGGACCGGGAGAAAGCACAGGCGCGGCCGGCGCAGUCGCCGUUGGGACAGCGGCCCGAGGCUGUAGGGCCGGGCAAGCGGUCAGGCUCCGGUGGAGCACACAGCUUUCAGUGGCCGGAGGAUUUCUUUUGA
Molecule: messenger RNA, 2690 nt
Organism: Aspergillus homomorphus CBS 101889
Lineage: Eukaryota; Fungi; Ascomycota; Eurotiomycetes; Eurotiales; Aspergillaceae
Product: putative nuclear RNA binding protein
Exons: 2
Coding region: 333-2690 (785 amino acids)
Source: RefSeq, a predicted model, not a curated record